Molecule: messenger RNA, 3352 nt
Organism: Megalobrama amblycephala (Wuchang bream)
Lineage: Eukaryota; Metazoa; Chordata; Actinopteri; Cypriniformes; Xenocyprididae
Product: CUB domain-containing protein 1-like
Exons: 9
Coding region: 482-2845 (787 amino acids)
Source: RefSeq, a predicted model, not a curated record
GAAUUACUUCUACAUAACCGCUUUGGACUUUCUGCGAGAGAGAGCCCUCCGGCUGUUGUCCAGUAUGAAUGAAACAUUUUUUACACGAGAGUGAGCGCUCCCUAAUGUUUAGAUCGCCUCAUUUUAUUUAAGAAUAAAACGACAGGUCAUGCAAAAAGUGCGGGGAACACGUCCCCCUGUCCCCCGCGUCCUCUACGCUCUCGCCUCUCAUGUCAUUAUUUGUCUUGCUCCCGCUGGCUACAAGUGACUGAUAGGUUAACUCCUGCUUCUGGUUGUAAACGGCAGCCGAUGUCGGGUUUUAGUGGCAGGUAUGUUACAGUAGGCUACUCCAGGGAUUCACAUGGAUGACUAACCUGGAAUUCUGUCGCAAACCAGGAUUUCUUUUUCUUUCUUCCCCCUUUUUUUUCUAACAGUGAAACUAAUGUCUGCAGUCAGUGGCGCAUUCUAGUCCACUGUAAGGAGUUUAUUGGAUAUUAAAGUCAUGGGAAUCUGGAAGUUCACGUGCUUUUCGCUUCUUUUGGGGUUUUUCCAGUCGUCAUUCUCGGAGUUCACAGGGGGUGCAGAGCUCAACGUUGCUGUUGAAGAGGGCACAGUCAUCUACAUUAAUACAAGUGCUGGCAUAAACACACAGUGUGAAGUUUGUAUAAGUCAGGAGUGCCAGUCUUCUGUGAUCCUCAGAAAUAAUACGAGUUUGAAAUUCAGCUGUUCACAGCCAGAGGAUUUGUUCACCGUGCAGAUCAUCAGAGAUAAUGGAGAGCUGUCAUUAGAUACAAGCAAAUCCAAAGAACAUCAUGUCUUUCAAAAGUUCAAUCGGACCUUCACCUGGAUUCUGAAGUCUUCUGUAAUGGCAGUCUAUUUGCUUGUCCGUAGUCCUGGUUUACGGCAGAUUCAGCCUACAGACAGCUGCCCAGACAAACACGUUUACACGAUCACAUCGAAGAAUGUCAGUGUUGGGAGGUUUUGUCAGAAUGGAACCAUUACAGGAGUCAAUGUGAUUAAUGAUGGAAAAUUGUCUUUGGAAGUGACUGGAGGUCAACCUGUGGACAUGAACGAUUUUGGUGUAAUCCAUGGAUUUGACGAAUACAGCCUGGCUGUUAUUGAUGUUUGUCUCCCAGAGAAGAGUUCAAUCCUGGAUUUCUUUACCCCAAACCCUUUUCCUGAAAAUGCAGCGAUAGAGUGGAAUUUCGACGUGCCCCAUGAGUACUACAUAGAUUUCCACAUUAUAAGCUACACUGUUCCAACAUGCCUCCAACCUGAAAAAAUCCCAAAAAUGAGGUACAAUCGGAGGAACAAGAAGUUUCUGUUAAAACCACUGGAUGUAACCCAGCCAUUGGCAGAGAAUGGAUACAUUACCCUCUCCAUAAAGAACUGCAACAUGUCCAGGUCAGAUCCUCCAUUGGAAGACCUAAUGGUGCACUUUCAAAUCUCUGCCAGGGAGAGAACAACGGUGCAGUGCAAAGGGAAUCUGCCUGAGAACCAAACGCUACAAAUACGUGUGAUGAAAAAGGAUCCCAAGUCCCCCUGUGUGUUGAAACGUAAUGAAAUGGAUUUGGACGCAAUGGACACAGUCACCAUAGCUUCAGGAGACUAUUAUGACAUUGAAUCCUUUGACUGUAACAAGGAUGAACUAGAGUUGACUGUCAACCAGACCAGAGAAUGUAAAGAAUGGAGAAACUGUGCAUCCACUACAUUCAAUAUAACCUUCGAUUACAAGGACUGUAUCCCAGGAGUUCUGAAGAUGAUGACAUGGCAUCUUCAUGGCCCACAGAACAGUUCAGUGGAGCUACAGUCCCCUACACGUCUGCGUUACUGUCUGCCUGAGGACGAAUGCAAUAGCAACCUCCUCCUUAAUGUGUCCCAUGAUAACUCUGGCAUCACUGUUGGACAGUUUUGUCCAAAGGGAACCAUUGAGAAAAUCCAGAUCCGUGAAUCCAAGAUUGCAGUAACUGCCUCCGUUACAAGUUUCAAUGACUGGAAUUUAGAAACUGAACUCUUUUUAGCUUAUUCAUUUACACAAGACAUAUCAGAGCACUAUAUAUUCACUGUUGCACCAAAAAUGGAUAAUCCUACAGUGUUGGCGACCCCAGCCUGGCCGUCUGGGAUGAAACCCUCCAGCAAUGUGUCCUGGAUCAUUAACAUGGAGCCACAGCUUAAGAGCAAUCUGAAGUUCAUGAAUGUCAGCCAACCCAAGUGUACGGAGGUGCAAACAAACAUUGCAGUGCAGACCAUUGUGCCUCAAGUGAUAGUCUACAGUGCUAAAAAGGACGAGAAUAUUAAUGAUAUCCUGGUCCUAGAAAGUUUUUACCUUAACAUGACUAACUGCAAGUCCCCGACAGGAAGCUUCAGGGCAAUGAUGGAGAUCACACUGCAGAGCAACAAAAAUACGUUUCUGGGCAUCAUCCUGAGUAUUGUGGGUGUUGUGAUCAUAACAGCUGUGGUGAUCUCGAUUGUCCUCAGGAAAAAGAAGAGGAAUAAGACUCCCCCAGUGUCCAACUACAAUCCCAAUGCUUUCCUUCCAGGCCUCCAUGGUAUCCCCAAAUCACAGGAGGAGGAGGAAGAUCCUCACACUUACUGUUACAUUGAUGAGUCUCAAGUAUAUUCCCAUCUGCUUAAAAAUGAAGCUGAAAAUAAACAAUGUAAAGAUGAUAGCGGCCCACCUUUACCUGACAGACCAGUCAGGAAAGGUGAAAGCCUAGUCACUAAAGGCAGCGGGAUGGUUGACAAUGAGCUCUAUGGUUAUACUCAGGGACAGUCGACUACAUCUGGCUCACCAAAGUCUCCCAUCAAAACCUCUGAAGACGAGGCCUGUGAAACCAGCCUGUGUGUGAGAGAAGAGAGUCCUUAAAGGAAUUGAAUUUUCUACUGCAAAAAAACAAAACAAAAAAAUAGGUGUCUACGACAUUUGUAUAUGUAGUGAUUUUAUGUUUUAACAUUCUUGCUAGUUUUAAACAUUGUAUGUUUUUGAUAUUAAAAUGUCUAUACUACAUCAGAUGCAUUUUCUAGAAAAAGAAAUCUGUUUACGAUCAGAAAUGUUUUUAUAUUGCAAAGCGUUUUCUGUUGAUCUCACUGGUGUAAACGGAGUAUGUGAGUGCGACUCAAUCUCAUGGGAAAGAUAACUAUUUCACUAGUUGCUGAUUUCAAAUGAAUUUGUAAGAUUUGAAUUGUAUGAAAAAAGAGUAAGCAGAUUUAAAUGAAUUAGCCACCAAUUCACCAAAACAUAAUAUAGUUAUGAAUUGCCAUGAGUGUGUUCUGAUUCUGUCUGUUUCUGCUGUCUGGAUUUCAAUAUAGAUGAUCUGAAAGGGGACAGAUGCUGAAAGCUCAACUGCAAACCCAUUAAAUUACUCUUGUUUUA